Enterobius vermicularis (human pinworm) is the source of this 3213-nucleotide messenger RNA. The record is from the annotation of a GenBank genome assembly. Lineage: Eukaryota; Metazoa; Nematoda; Chromadorea; Rhabditida; Oxyuridae.
AUGAGUCAUAGGAAGGCCUAUUCUCGAUCUGGUGUCUUUGCUUGGAGUGGCCUUGGGGUAACCGAACAUGGACUUGUAGUCGCUGAAGCAGCACAACAGAUUGAUUUGUAUCGUGAUUCUUUAACAUCAUUUUUUGAUUUCGUAUCAACAAGUGAUAUUAUUCAGUCUGUUUCGAGUCAGCCGCUGAAACCGACUCGAAGCGUUACAGCGGAAUUCAAGCAAGCAUUUUUGUUUAAUGAUUUGGCAUGGGCGCCGUUUGUUACGGAAACUCAUCCUGGUGGUCUCAUCAUAGGAUGCGGCGAAAGUGGUCACACAUCUGUCUUUGAUGCUUCUUCAUUACAAGAUCUGUUUGCGACAUGCCUUAUAUUUAUUUGGCGAAGCAGAAAUUUAUUGGAACUUUCAGGUGGUAGUUUGCAAUGUUUGGGUGCUCGUUCAUACCAUCAAGGUCAUGUUCUGUCUGUAAAUGUUAACACUCUGAAUCCGAAGUGGGUUUGCACUGGCGGUGCAAUGGGAUCUGUGUUACUUUGGGAUCUCAAUAAUCCUUUGGAUGCCGUAACCCCAGGAAAAUCAAAUUUUGAGCAUCAAAUUAGGUGCGUUGGAUGGAAUCAGUGUUCUGAAUACAUAUUGGGUAGUUUAACUAGCGAACGCUGUUCUAUUUGGGACCUUCGUUCGCCUGGUGCUCCAACGCUUGAUAUCGCUGACAUUGGUGGAGGAGUGGAAUGGAGUACCAUGAGGUGGAGUCCGAAUAGCGGUACAGAACUUUGUGUUACAUCUCAGAACGAUCAACUUCCUAUGUUUUAUAAGUGGGAUUUGCGUUAUGCCGCUUCUGCUGUCUUAAAUUACCAGUUACAUAAAAAGUGUGGAAUAAUGGCUAUGGAUUGGUGUUCGAAAGAUCCAGAUAUAGUUGUAACGGUUGGAAAGGAUGAACAAAUAAUUUUUCAGAAUCCAAAUACUGGACAGUUAGUAGGGGUAAUGAAAACUAAUGGAUGGGCGAGGAAGCUCUCUUGGUGUAACACGAAUCCGAAUAUUUUUGCUGUUUCUUUCUAUGACCAGCCAGUCGGUAUCUAUUCACUAGCUUCCUUCGGCCCUGCAUCGCAAGGAAAUGAAGUUGUGGAAAAUGUUGGUUUCGAGCUAAGCGUUAUUCCAGCAUGGGUGCACCGUGGUACAUGCGGCACCAGCUUUGCUUUAGGGAACAAGUUCUGUUCUUUUACCAAAGAGUAUAAUUCUUCGGUCUCUUCCUUCUGUUCGAUAGUUUCAGUCGGAAAGGUUGAAGGUAAUAAACCUCUUCAUGAUUGGGCAUCGAAACUAUUGAAUGCUCUUAAAACAAAUCAGUUAGCAGCUUACUGUACAGAAUACGUGGAAUUGCUUGCUGCAGAACCGGAUUCAAAUCGUCUUCCACUUUCUGCAAAAGGGGACGAGAAAGAUUCUGUUGAGAAACUUUUGGCACAACUAAACGCUUGGUGUUUGAAACACGAAAACGAGUCUGAAGCUGAGGGAAGUGAUGCAGUUAACUCUUUUCAAGUGCUGUUUGAUGGCUCACAACAGCAAACGGAGUUACCGGUUUUCUCUAGUCCGCUUAGUGUAGACGGAAAUCCCAAGAUUCUCGAACUAAUUUCCGCGGACACUUGUACCGAAGUAGCUGCCAAAGCUUUAUUGGAAAAGGAUUACUUAUUUGCUCUGUUGGCUGCAUGCGCGGCAGAUGAUAAGAGGAUGAUGAAGAAAUUUUGCAUGAAACCUUUAGAUUCAUCUUUUGAUUCUGCAACGCGCGUCGCUGCGUUAAUGUCUGCAGGGAUGUGGAACGAGCUUAUUCAUUCCUGGGAUGUUAAAGAUUGGAGUUCAGUUUUCAGGCUAAUAAUUGCUCAGGCACCAGCAAAAUAUAUUGCGUCUCUUUGUCGGCAGCUCGGUCUUAAAAUGCAUUCGCAAGCAUUAGGUUUGUAUGCUGCUUUACCUGCAGUUGUUAGCGGUGACGUUGAAACCUUACUGAUUGCGACAGAAUCACUUCCUGUUCAAGAAAAAUUAUCUUUGGCUAACAUUUUAAGACAGUCUAUUGGAGGUGGUAGUUUGCGAGUUGCAUCUGUGGGACCUAAGUACGUCUCGGUACUAGGUGAGUGCGUCAGAGAAUUGGCAAAAGAAGGUUUCUUGGAAGAAGCCUGGCAACUAUUAGAUCCUAUAGAAGCACAGGACUUGGGCCUACGGGAGCUGAAAUUUUCGCUUUACGAGGCACUUGGGAAACCACCCAGUUCUGCAGUACCUGAAGAUCCUUUCUCGGAAGAUAGGAGUAUUUAUGCUCAGUUGAAUUCUUUCGGACCUAAAGUGUUGGGAGGACGCGGGCAACUGGAUCAGAAAAAAACUGUGCAGUAUAACGCCCACUCGGGAUCGGGAAUGGUAUAUCAGCGUUAUCCUGCUCCUCCUAAUGUUUAUAACCAAAACCAGCCUUCUGUUCCUCCCCUUUCGUCUGCUUCCGCUUAUUCCCAAUAUCGACCAGCAGGUUAUCCUUCACUAGCAUAUGGCAGUGCGACUCCCGCUUCUUAUGGUCAGUUCUCACAACCUAUGCAAACUCCACCGUCAUCAUCGCAGAGUCAGAAUAUUUAUUCUACUGCCGCUUCGAUUGCGUCUCCUCCCACAAUGAUGGCAUCGGGCGAUGUAUAUUCUGGAUAUCUGGGGAGAAGUCGUACAGUCCCUUCAAAAAGAUACGUAAAUCCAGACAGCUCCUCAUCAGGGCUUGGAUGGAAUGAUCCUCCACCGGUAGCAUUAAAGAAGUCUACGGUUCAGACGGCAGUGGCAGAUAUUAAAUGGACCCCUGCAACAGUAACUGAAAAUAUACCAUUUGUACCUGAGAAAAAGCCAUCUUCUCCACCUCCUAAAUCUUACACACUAAACGAAGCUGAUUCUUACGUAAUUAGUGUGCUCAAUUCUUUGAUCGCGAAUAUCAGAGAGGGAGACAAUUGUUUGGCAACUGCACAUCGGACCGCAGACAUAGAGUCAAAAAUAUCAAACGAAUUGAUCCCUCGCCUUUCGAAUUCCUCGUUUUCGGAGGAGACUCGAGUCUUAUUUCAAGAGUUCGCGAGGUAUAUGGCCGUAUACGACUUCCAGUCUUGUCAUGGUGUGAUUUCAAAACUUGUUGGUGGCAGGGAUUUUGUGGAGCUUUCGCCGGUUUUACCUUGUCUACGAACACUGUUACAGUUAGCACAAAAGACGUUCGUUCGCCGUUAA